This is a messenger RNA of Punica granatum (pomegranate), 2538 nucleotides long. The record is from RefSeq and is a predicted model, not a curated record. Lineage: Eukaryota; Viridiplantae; Streptophyta; Magnoliopsida; Myrtales; Lythraceae.
UUUUUUUGGUCGGAGUGGCUGCUUUGCUUUUUAUGUAGAGGGUGUCAUCCCCCAUUAGGGACUCUCUCUUCUUUCAUUUAGGUUAAGGAAACUAAAUAAGAAGAGAGAGAAGGAUGCAAUGUUCCGAAGAAGAAGCUCUUGUUAGGUUCUUCUACAACGUCUCAUCCUCUUUCCUCCUCCUCCUCCUCUUCCUCCGCUUCUCCUCGGCUUUACUCUCCGAUGUCCUCUACUUCGUCAGCAGCUUCUCGUUAUUCCGCAGAAACCAACAAGAUUAUGAAUAUGAGUACUCCGAUGAGGAGGAUGUCGAGGAGGAGGAGGUGGAAGAGGAAGAACCACAACUCGGCCACAGCUAUUUCCAAGUCAGCUCCAUGGAAGAAGCUGAUCUGGUCGCUGAUGUCAUCCAUGGCGGGGAAGCACUGUCCUUGCAUGCUGGCGGCAGCCCAUAUGAAUUUCACAAAGCUCCCCAUGAAGAAUCGGGAAAUUGCUGGGAGGCCCCGGCUGGGGAAACGGACGACAGCCAGAGCUCCGAGCAGUUCUCUGCUCGGGACUCUCUUGGCCGUGAAAGGGAAGAGAACACUGAGGAAGAGAUUCCGGCGAGAGAUUCUGAUUCUGUUCAUAACUCCGUUGGUUCGACUGAUGAUGGACCACCCUCUCCAGUGAUGCUGGACCGGUACCGUACUGACAUAACCAAUAACGACAUCCCGGUUUAUGAUGAAAUUAGCGAGAGCAAGGAGGAGAUGAACAACCUCCGAGGAAACGGGAGACUAAUUACAAGUGCGGUGCCAGAAGUUGAGGCGAAGAACUUUCAGGGGCGCCCCGACAAUGACUUUGAGGAGAUAUUUGGGGACUCAUGCACUGCGGGUUCCACUUCGAAGAGCUCGUCGGAGUGGAGAAGCUCCACCAUCAACUGCAGGGACUCCGGCACUGAGGACCCCUUCUCCUCCUCAUCACGACGGAGCUGCCCCAAGUGGGAGUCGUACACGUUGUUCCAGAAGUACGACGAGGAGAUGAUGUUCCUAGACAGGAUCAGCGCACAGAAGCUCGAAGAAACAGAGUCCUUAAGGUCAAUCAAAGUGCGGCCGAGAUCGAUCUCAGAGCGUAUAGUCCACAAGAUCGCGACUGGGAACAAGAGGCAGCCAUCGGAUUUCCGGAACCCCUACCAUGAACUCGAGGCUGCUUAUGUGGCGGAGAUUUGCCUGACUUGGGAGGCCCUGAACUGGAACUACAAGAACAUCCGGAGCAAACACUCUUCUAAGGCUCGAGACAUCGACCCGGGUUGCCCAGCCCGUAUAGCCCAGCAAUUUCAGCAGUUCCAGGUGCUCUUGCAGCGGUAUGUUGAGAACGAGCCUUAUGAGCAGGGUCGCCGGCCCGAGGUUUUUGCUAGAAUGCGGCUUUUGGCAACAAAGUUGCUUCAAGUACCCGAAUAUCGAGAUUCAGAAGACGAUGCUGAUCAAAAGGAGGAAGGAUUUGGGUCGAGAAUUUCGUCAGCUGCGUUUCUUAUGAUCAUGGAAGACGGGAUUCGAACGUUCAUGAAUUUUCUCAAGGCCGAUAAGGUGAAAGUGAGCCAAGUAAUUGCAUCAUUUUUCUCGAGAAACCGAAGAGGUCCCGUUGAUCCUACUCUUCUUACCCUAAUGAAGAAAGUGAACAAGAAAAAGAAGAUGAAGCUCAAGGAGCUGCGCCGAGCCGGGAGGUGCAUAAGGAAGAGGAAGCUCAACGUGGAUGAGGAGAUGGAGAUCUUGAUGGGGCUGAUAGACCUUAAGGUGGUGUCUAGGGUUCUAAGAAUGGGUGACCUAAGUGAGGAGCAGUUGCAUUGGUGUGAGGCCAAGAUGAGCAAAGUUAGGCUUGCCUACGGCAGACUCCAAAGAGAUUCCUCCCCACUUUUCUUCCCAGCACACUGACCCCACAUUCACUCAUCACAUCUGAUGAUGAUACAGAAUUUGCAUGAGAAAAGAAUAUCCCUACGCACACCCCUUCUGUAAAUACCAUAGAGGAAUUUCAGAAUUAUAUACAUACAAUAUAUAAUAAUGGGUCUAAAGAGAUUUAAAGUGAAUCCAUGUGUAGGUGACAUGGAUUUUGAGGAGAGAGACCAUGAAUAAAGUUGGAAAGCGGAACUAGACCAGUAACAAAGCAAAGCACAAAGAAAGAGAGAAGAGUUAUAGAGAGAGACAAGAUGUAUCAAGAGAGUACGAUAAUACUAUUAGCUUUAUCUAGCUUUGCUUUAUCUUCUUUUGGCCUCAAAGAUUAGGGUUUAUAUAUAUAUAUUAUUCAGAAGCACCUCGAGGUUGUGGCCAAGCAGAUAUAUGUUCAAGUAGGAAUCAGUUUCAGUCGAUCAAUAGGUUAAAGACAGAUAUAUCUCGUGUGCUUUCAGCGCGAAAAGUUUGGGUUUAUCGUCGAGGGAGGGGUGGGGGAGCGAGCAAAGGCCGCAAAGGAAUAUAAAGCAUGCAGUUGUGGAAUAAAAAGUUUGGGGGCACAUGGUCCGAUUAAAGAGCCCACUUAGAUCAUGGGGGCAGACGAAAUAAAGUGAUGUAGAUCCGAAAA